GAGAAAUGCAGCCACACCAUAAGUAGCUGUCAAAUUGGAAACUUGACAGGGACAACAAAAAUUUUUCUUGGGUGAUUUUGCCAAUUUACUAAAAUUAAAGCCAUGAAUAGAAAUGGAAGAGCCAAGACACCCCCGUAUUAUUUUCAAGAACCGAAUGAAUUCUUUGAUUCAGAGGAUAAUGUGAGUUCUGGGUCAUCACAAGCCCAAAAAGGUAAUUUCUGUGCCGUCGAGGAAAACCUUAAGGCGCUUCAUGAAGAUGCGGACUCUAUUUCCCAAACGGAUUCCGAUGAUUCAAGGGAUGAGAUACGAAAGGAAUUUCUGAACUUAGAGGAUAAACAGAUGGAACAAGAGGCCAAAGAGCCGAAAGGGGAAUCCAACCACAUGAGGAUGAACAAAUGGUAUUUGAAAGAAUUUGAGGAGCACAUGGGCCUCGAAAUCGGAGUAUCCGACGAUUCAGAAGAUACGGAUGACAGUAAAAGUGAUAAGUCCAACAGCUCAGAGUCCGAUAAAAACAGCGAUUCGGAUAAUUCCAGCUCUGAUGAUUCCGGUUGGCUCGAAAGCAUAAAGAGUAUUAAUCUAUAUUCGUUGGAUAAAAGAUCUGAAGAUUCCAAGGCACAGCCCGAAGAACAAUCCUUUUCAAUGCCAGUUUUUCACGGUCCCAUGCCCUCAAUGCCCAUAUAUGAUGAGGAAACCAAUGAUUUCGAAAUGGUGCAGACUCCAAAACUCCCUGAAUUGAUUGAAGAAGAAAUAGAAAUAGCAAAGCCCAAUGAGUUGAAUGAAACCCCAUCGAAUUUGGAUAGUAUAAGUUUGGACCUCAUGGAGGAGCUGGAAAACAUUUCCGAUAGCGACUCCAGCUCGAGUGUUCAUUUUUUUGAAAACGAUCCAGAGGUCGAAGAUGCACUGGCACAUUUGGAUGACCCACCUCAAAGUAAACUAACCUACUGGGAGGAGAUGUCCGCGCUCCCAGUCGACACAGGUGAAAUUUCCCAGGAAGAACUCAUUGCUAUUUUAAACGAGGAGGAAAACCAGAGGAGUGCAUCCAAUCCCCUGAAUUCCCCAGAACAUCGAAGUGAUUCUGAGCUAGAGGACUUAACCAGAGAUCAGACGCACGAUGGUUUGGAUUUUUACGAAGAUAUUGCUCAGUUUCCAGGGAGCAGGGAGAACUACAGUGUGCUGGUCAUCAAGGGGGAAUCGGUGUUCGUGGACUAUCAGCAGGCCGUCAAGAGACUUGAGAGACUGGUGAAAUCCGCUCCUAGCCAUCUGAAAUAUGAGAUAUACCUCUUGAUAUAUCCCCUGAUGGUCCUGACCUACCUGCAAAUGGUGGUCAGUGACAAGGUUCAGAGGGCCAGGGCGUUUCUCGUUCUGUAUCAGGAUGAGUUUGAUGAUUCCUAUACAUCAAGACUGGUGAAACUUAGGGAUAUUUGCAAGCCUGAAGAAGUUCCGAAUAGGGCCAGAAAACUGCUGGCUGGCCACGAGAAAAUUAAGAUGCAAAUGUCGAAGAGCGCCUAUCGUAAGCUUAUUUUUGCCACGCAGGAAUGGCCCAGAGGUCAGCAGGAAAAACUGCUCACCCAUUUCCAGAUUCAAAGCUAUGCCGAUGAGGAAAAGCCCCAGCAGCGUUUUGCGCUGGGUAAACCUCCAUUGGAACCAAUUUUCUAUGGCGCCCCGGAGCCCUUGCAUAAGAAAGAUUUCAAAGUUCGUCCGUUCCUUCAGAAACGUCGCAGGAAGAAGAACGAGCCGCCGCCCCAUAAGAAUCUUCACUUGCCACCGGGUGAUAGGAUCUACACGCCCAACAUCAAGCGAAUGGAUUUGCUGCGCAGGAAGAACGAUGAGCAGUACCGAAUGAGACUGGAUCGGGAUAACCUGCCCUCGGCCUAUCUCUAUACAGCUUCUCCUUGCGAUGAGGUGGUGCUGUGUGCCCACUUCUCGGAGAGCAUCAGCAUGUUGGCUCUGGGAACUGCCGCCUCGGCCAUUCAUAUUUUCUCUCUAAAACCCUCGAAAUUGGUUCAGCUAAAACCGGCAAGCUGGCUGAAGGUCCUGGACACCGGAAUGGCUGGUGUGGACAAGGGAAUGCUGGAUCCCACCAACAAACGUACAAGGCGCACUCUUCGCGGUCAUCAAGGACCUGUUUACGGCUGCUCCUUCAACCCGGAGGAUCGCUUUUUGCUCAGUUGUUCGGAGGACUUCACCGUUCGCUUGUGGUGUCUGCUAUCCUGGAGCUGUGUGGUCAUAUAUCCUGGGCAUUUGUCACCAGUUUGCUGUGUGGUCUAUGCACCGAUGGGCUAUUAUUUCGCCACCGCCUCGGAUGAUUGUACGGCCAGAAUUUGGGUGCAGGAUAACAGGAAACCAGCUCGAAUUCUCGUUGGACAUUUGGCCGAGCUGGCGGUGUGCAUUUUCCAUCCAAAUCGUCACUACUUGGCCACUGGAUCUGGCGAUACCACAGUGAGAAUUUGGGAUGUGGUUAAGGCUGUCCAGGUGCGACUUUUCAGGGGUCACAAAGGCAGAAUAACCGCCUUGACCUACUCCAUCUGCGGGCGUUACUUGGUUUCUGGCGGGGAUGACAGCCUCAUCAUGGUGUGGGAUACAGCCAACGAGGUUUUGAUCCGCUAUCUGGAGCAUCACACGGCUUCUAUUAACACCAUGGAGAUCGCCUUGGAUAACAACCUGUUGGUGGUGGGUGGACAGGAUUGUCAGAUGACCUACUGGGACUUUGAGAAGCUGAUAAAGGAGUAUCUGAAUAGGAAUAGGACUGCAAGAAAACAAAAUCAGGAAGAAAAACAAACAACGAAUGUAGGGGAUUUGCUGCUAGGCUGCUUUCCCAGCCAGAACACUCCGUUUUAUAUGGUACACUUCAGUCGUCGCAAUCUUCUACUGGGCUUUUGUGUGACUCCCCAGGCUCCAAAAAAUAAUAUCCUCGAUAAUAAAUCUAAUGAGGUAAAGGAGAAAGGUGAUGAACUCGCCGAUUGGCUGCAUUUGCUGGACACGUUGAAGUUGAAGGCUUGCUGUGAUCUCAAAGAUGAAUUGCUCCUGAAUAUUGAACAGGUGGAAUAACCAAAUAAAAAUCAAAAUUCAAAUAAAUAAAUAUAUGAGUUGUUUAAAUCAA
Molecule: messenger RNA, 3100 nt
Organism: Drosophila biarmipes
Lineage: Eukaryota; Metazoa; Arthropoda; Insecta; Diptera; Drosophilidae
Product: transcription initiation factor TFIID subunit 5
Exons: 5
Coding region: 103-3048 (981 amino acids)
Molecular function (GO): protein binding; RNA polymerase II general transcription initiation factor activity
Source: RefSeq, a predicted model, not a curated record